UUUUUUUUUUGUAUUUAUUUUCAUUUCUAAUUUUUUUUAUUUAUUAAUAACGAUUCGUUUGAAAAAGAAAGAUCUAUUUCUCCUUUACGAGAGAGAGAGAAAUACGAUAUUAUACAAUAUGGGGAUCAGUCAGAGUGUCGCGCAACGUAAAAACAAAAUGAUCACAAAACAACUUAAACAGGAUGAGAAAAGGAUGAAUCGGGAAGUGAAAAUCUUACUUUUGGGUGCUGGUGAUUCAGGGAAAUCAACUGUAUUGAAACAAAUGCGAUUGAUUCAUGCUUCUGGUUUCAAUCAUCAAGAACGUGAAGGUUUUCGAAUGAUUAUUUUUUCUAAUAUUGUCAAUGCUAUGCAAACUUUACUAGAAGCCAUGAUGAUGGCUAAAUUGACUUUGGAACAUAAGGAAAAUUGGGAUUAUAUUCCUCUUUUUCUUGAACAACUUCCUACUAUACAGAAACAACAAUCUUUUCCUCCUGAAUAUUUGACACCUUUAAAAUCUUUAUGGCAAGAUAAAGCAAUCAAGAAAACUUUCACUUUGGGAAAUACUUUUGCUUUGAAUGAUAAUGUACAAUAUUAUUAUGAUCAACUUGAUAGACUAUUCCAACCUAAUUAUAUACCCACUGAUCAAGACAUUAUUCAAUGUCGUAUUAAAACCACAGGUAUUGUGGAAACCACCUUUAAUAAUCGAUCCCUUGUGUACCGUAUGUUUGAUGUUGGUGGCCAACGAAGUGAAAGAAAAAAAUGGAUUCAUUGUUUUGAAAAUGUUGCCUCUGUAUUAUUUGUAGUAGCCAUUAGUGGUUAUGAUUGUUGUUUGGCUGAAGAUAAAGAUUCCAUGUAUGAGGCAUUGAUGUUAUUUGAUUCUAUAUGUAAUUCACAAUGGUUCAAAAAUACAUCCAUGAUUUUAUUUUUGAACAAAAUGGAUAUAUUCAAACGCAAAGUUCUUCGAUCAUCGAUCAAUCAAUAUUUCCCUGAUUACAGUGGACCUACUUUAGAUUAUUUGGCAGGCGCAGAUUAUUUUCGGCAUCGAUUUGAGUCCCUCAAUCGAAAUGACAAGAAACAAAUCUAUAUUCAUUUCACCGUGGCCACAGAUACAAAGUUAUUAGCUCAUGUCAUGGGUUCAGUAUCUGAUAGUAUUUUACAUGAAAACUUACAAACUUUACUAUUAUAA
Molecule: messenger RNA, 1165 nt
Organism: Halteromyces radiatus
Lineage: Eukaryota; Fungi; Mucoromycota; Mucoromycetes; Mucorales; Cunninghamellaceae
Product: guanine nucleotide binding protein, alpha subunit
Exons: 6
Coding region: 119-1165 (348 amino acids)
Biological process (GO): G protein-coupled receptor signaling pathway
Cellular component (GO): heterotrimeric G-protein complex
Molecular function (GO): GTPase activity; G-protein beta/gamma-subunit complex binding; G protein-coupled receptor binding
Source: RefSeq, a predicted model, not a curated record